AUGUCUUUAGAAUCCACAAAAAGAAGAGUCAAAAGGAACAGAGAAAUUAUUUUGAAGACAGUCAAAAGAGGCGCAAUCAUAAAUGGCUGUUUAUUGCUUGCAAAUAGAGUGUUCAAGAAAAGAUUUUUGAAUCUCGUGUUUGUCGUUACCAUCGUGCUAGAGACUGUCGUGGCAGCCUUUCUAGCUUAUUUGGUCAAGCCCACCAUCAUAAAAAAUAGCAAAGGGCGGGAAAUAAAGGACAUGGGCGUAGACCUGACGUCAAGAGGCGUGAUUCGCAUUUUCAUGGACAUAAUAUACACGUGCUUUGGGACUAAGCUGGCGAGUCUGGUAAUUGGCUCCAAGGCCUUCAUUAUUAUGCUGAUAUUCAUUCCCAUCACUGCGUACUAUGAGAUAUUCAUGCGCAGAGAGGUCCGCAAAAAACAAAGAUAG
Messenger RNA from Nematocida minor, 429 nucleotides. RefSeq lists its product as uncharacterized. The transcript has a single exon. The record is from RefSeq and is a predicted model, not a curated record. Lineage: Eukaryota; Fungi; Microsporidia. The coding region runs from base 1 to 429 and encodes 142 amino acids.